AAAUUCAUUUUUAUUUUGACACCAUCAUCACCGCACGUGUGAACAUCCUAUAUUAUUAGGUUAUAAUUUACAACAAUUACAUUGAUUUUUUGUGUGAAAGUAAAAUUUGUAACAAAGAUUAAAUAAUGGCUCAGGGAAAGUUAAAAGUAAAGACGAAAACACCGGCUUCUGUGAAAACUAAAGCGUCAAAAAAACAAAAAGGUCCAGCAUCCCAACGAAGAGGAAAUGCGCCAAUCCAAUCCAAAAAAGCAAAAUUCCAAGAAGCACACAGGUUGAAGAAAAUAAUUUCAAAGACUGUAAAUACAGCGAUGGAAAAUGAAUUGAGAGAAAAAGCAAUGGAUGGAAAAAUGUCGUUAACUAAUAAGAAAAAAUCCGAAUCGACGAAAAAAUGAUAAUUUUUUGUAUAAUAAUAUGGGAAAUAUUAAUUUACCUUGGAGACAGCUUCGACUGAGGCUGGUUUGAGAAUAGUGGCAACACCCUCAGUUUCAGUGAAACCAACAUUUCCCACGUGUAAAACAGAAGCGACAAUUGCAAAAAGAUCAUCUUGUUC
Leptopilina heterotoma is the source of this 550-nucleotide messenger RNA. RefSeq lists its product as uncharacterized. The record is from RefSeq and is a predicted model, not a curated record. Bases 126 to 392 code for a protein of 88 amino acids. Lineage: Eukaryota; Metazoa; Arthropoda; Insecta; Hymenoptera; Figitidae. The transcript has 3 exons.